AUGGCGUCAAAUAUUUCUCAACAUCAUAUCCCGCGUCACGUACAGUUUAACAAACCAGUGGCUGAUACAAAGAUGAUCCAUUUGGCUGAUAUAAACAUGAUCUCUUUCCGGAUACGGGGCUGGAACCAGCGUUUACGAAGCUCCUUCGAGGCGUUACGGAUGAGAUUAUGGAAAUUGGGCGACUGCCCAUUCCUUUCUUGGGGUGAGGAUCCAGUGAAGGAAAAAGACUGGACCAAGAUUUUGCUCUACAUUGACCUCUCAAAGCCCAAUCAAUCUAAGGAAGAUACCUAUUCUCACAUGGAACAUUAUCUUUGGGAAUUUUCCGAGACCUCUGGCGAUGAUAUACAGAAUCUCCACCAUAGACUGUCUGCCCCUCCACGAGGUAUGUGGGGUCGUGGAAACCCAGACAUAUCAUUUUAUGAAGUUUCAUCGGAUGAAAAUGACCGACGCGCAUUUGAAUACGCCAUGGUGAAUUACGCAAAGACUUUAGAUCAACAAGUCAUCCUAGGAUUUCAAUCAUCCCCAUGGUCGGGUCUUUCAGCAGGAGGCCACAUCUGGGCCCCUCAUAAUCAUCUAGCUGGUGAUGAUAUAAGCGCCCAAAAUUUCGUUUCAAUAUUCAUGUGCGAGAGGGAGGGAGCAAAUCAAGAGUGGUAUAAUGACUUCGCUGAACGAGCCUAA
Messenger RNA from Penicillium manginii, 678 nucleotides. RefSeq lists its product as uncharacterized. Bases 1 to 678 code for a protein of 225 amino acids. The transcript has 3 exons. The record is from RefSeq and is a predicted model, not a curated record. Lineage: Eukaryota; Fungi; Ascomycota; Eurotiomycetes; Eurotiales; Aspergillaceae.